Molecule: messenger RNA, 2256 nt
Organism: Aspergillus ochraceoroseus IBT 24754
Lineage: Eukaryota; Fungi; Ascomycota; Eurotiomycetes; Eurotiales; Aspergillaceae
Exons: 4
Coding region: 1-2256 (751 amino acids)
Biological process (GO): actin cytoskeleton organization
Molecular function (GO): actin binding
Source: RefSeq, a predicted model, not a curated record
AUGGCAGCGUUGGUACAGACAAUUCCCCAGCAAACUAGCGCGGUUACUGUGCUUCAAACUCGCCCUUCUUCCUCCUCGGGUGUCUUCACAUCUUCUCAGUCUUUACAGCAGCAAAAUUCGCGGAAUCCCACCAUGUCCUGGAAUACAUACAACACCACGGGCAAUUCGGGGGGCUAUAGGGCAGGUCAUCAGGUUGUGGCGCCAUACGCCUUUACCAGCACCCCCAACCUCUCCAAUUCAACGAAUAUGCAAAACCGUCAAUCAUCCUCUCCUCAUAUGAGGCCCGAGCUUCGAACUUCCUCUGCCCCCUCCCUCCCCCAAGGCUCGGUCACCACGGCCCACCCCGGAGUCACUUCGCGUUUCGUCAAUCACCCUGCAGCUGGUUCUGUAUCCACUUCCUCCUCAAACUCUUCCAUUCAAUCCCAUAUGUCUAAAGACGACUCCGCCGUCCCUUCCCGCCAGCUCCGUGGUGACCCUCCUCUUCGCCCCUUAUCCACCGCAAAUCUGCCUUCCCCCACACCUCCAUUCAUGAAUAUUUCCUCCCCUACCGUCGCUCGCCCUUCGCCCGAUCGUUAUCGGCGCGGCGCCCGACGACCAGACGGUACCGGAAACACCCAGUCCGCCGCCGCACCAGUAAAUGGGCCGGGCUCAGCCCGUGUAUCUCCUCCGAUUCUGGAUGAGAACCUACCACAAUCAGGCAAAAGUCUUGCUCCAGAGGCCGCUCGUAACGUGGGCCAUAACAGAGCUCCUAGUGCGGAUGACGUAUCCCGCACAGAGAAACCACAACCGGAACUGGCGAAGAGGUACAGGCGGAGGAGCUGGGGAAAUAUGGAUAACACAGCUCUUAUCAAUCUACAGCUUCAUUUACCCUCAUCAUCCCCGGGUCUGAUAUCCAGCGGUCAAGACUAUUUUGACCAGAGCCGACCCAGAUCCGCCCAAUCCCACCGUGAUGUAUCAGGAAGCACCCACUCUGCUCGUUCCUCUACGUCCUCUGUACAUGAGAGACCGGCUGAUUCUAGUUCCCAAUCUAAAUCUACGACAAAACCAGAUGAUGCAACAACACGGCCAGCCAAGCCGUCACCAUUGUCCAACCCUGUAUCUGCAGAACCUACAUCUUUCGCGAAACCUUCACAGCCGACCCAAAAUCAACCACAAACAAGCAGCCCCGCUUCCCAGCGCCUAGCUGAAAUUACACGGAACGACGCCCAUCGUCCGGCCAAAUCUCGCUUGAGAAGAGCCUUUUCGUUCGGAAGUGCCUCGGAGCUUCUGAAGGCAUCUCCGCAAAAUAAUGUUCACCGCAAGGAUGGAGCCGCCCUGGAGAAGGCCCGUCGGGAGCUACUCCAGGAAGAAUUGGGUCCUGAGCAAGCCGCCAUCGCGGAACAGCAGGAGGCUAGUGGUUUGGGCGAGAGCAUUUAUUCCCAUCACCAGGGCCGUUUCUUCAAUACAUCUACAGACAACUUGUCGGUCUCUUCCACAGCCUCCUCCGCUUCAAUCAUGCUCCGGAAGAUGGGCAAAGGAAUGAAACGAUCCACGCGGUCUCUUGUUGGUUUAUUCCGGCCGAAGUCCGUCAUAAGCACGUCCACGACAGAUGGCAUCGCGGUUCAACCGAUGGCACCCCAGGUCUCUGUGGUGAACAUUGAAGCCGAGAGAAAGAACGUUGCAGAGAAUCCUGAUCCCCAAGAACUUCCUCACAGUGGUACUGUACUUCCCAGGAUGGAAACUGACGUCUCUCCUGCCCCAAAUCAUGAAGAUAAUGUGGAGGCACCUCAAUCGCGUAAAAGCAUUGUUGGGGGAGACAGGGAACGUGCAGAGGUUCUUGCGGCAGUCAGGAAGGGUAUUCUUAAAAAGGCCAAUCCCGAGCUCGUCAACUCAACCACUCUGAAAAUUGCGCCAGUUGAUAAUGGCACCGAUUCGCCCCAUUCCAGCGCCCCGAGCACUCCUGAGGAUCAGAGUCGAACGGGCCUUCGACGUACUGAUGCAGUGAAGAUCGCUGGGGAAGACGAUAUAUCGGAUGGGGCCGGUGCAAGGACGGUUUCUCUCUCUGCGGCCCCUGUAGUCCCCAAGUCCCUCGUAUUCAGCCCCCGGAUCCAGUUCCACGAGACAUGGCCCAGUGGCGAAUAUGAUCGACGGGGAGAUAUUGCAACCUGUAACCGAUUAACACCACUGCUAGCCCAGCAGAUCAAGGAGGAGUUGAACAAUUUCAAAAUGGAGAUGCAAGUUCAUGAAACAUCAAAGAUUUACACCCACUUCCUCUGA